Molecule: messenger RNA, 2317 nt
Organism: Mercenaria mercenaria
Lineage: Eukaryota; Metazoa; Mollusca; Bivalvia; Venerida; Veneridae
Exons: 2
Coding region: 852-2147 (431 amino acids)
Biological process (GO): neuropeptide signaling pathway
Cellular component (GO): membrane
Molecular function (GO): neuropeptide receptor activity
Source: RefSeq, a predicted model, not a curated record
AGUGAGACGGUAUAAUUGAUUACAGUGUAACAGUGAUCAAUAUUAGUGUAGAGUAUUAUGUUUAAAGCUACUCGUUCGCAGACGGUAUGAAAAAUGUAAAUAUGUUAACACAUUUUUUUUUAAAUAAAAUAUGUAAUAAGAUACUUGUAAAAUAAGAAAAUAUAUAGUCUGGGAAGGUAAGAAAAUAUAUAGUAAGAUAAGAUUAUUUAUGCUUCUCUGCGUAUGCUAUUCACUGAAACAUAUUUUAAAAUUGUAUAACAUACAAUCCUUGUAUUACGCCCCAGAAAUUUGAUAUAUAUACUGUAUAUUACGGUGAAUAUAAAAAUGUAAGCUGUUAUGUUAAAAUGUACUCGAUCAAAGUCAUAAAAACUGAUGCAUGUACGAAUGCAACUAAAUCUUCGAACGAGACGCUUUAAAGUAUUGGCGAUUACGUGACUCAUGUUAUUUUUAGUAACUACUUAAUAUCGAUUGCUACCUUCUGUAGAACUCUCACGGAGCCUGGUUAAAGAAUUAUACUUUUCAAUUAACAUUCACCUUUAACGUGAGAGUAUGCAACAGGCAUUGCUGAAUGUAUGGAGUAUUUAUAAUUCAACGAUGCGAUAAUGACUUUAAGAUCUGUUUUGUAAAUGAUCGCGCAAGAGAUUAACACAAUCGCGCAAGAGAUUUUUAAAGCUAUUUCACACUCCUUUAUUUGUAUUACAGGUCUGACAGAAAAAAAACGCAUGUGUGUUAAAUAGAGUUAUUGUGAAAAUGGAUUAAAACAAAAUAGUGCGGCAACUUGCCAACAACGUGUAUUAUACAUUUGUGUUAACUCAAUAAGUUAAUUAUUAGAGGUGAUUAAAACGAAUACAAUGUAUUCAACCAUUCCAAAACAGUGGAGAAGUGACUUUAACAGUAACGUCACCAUAGAGGAAGUAAACGCUGCUCUCGUUAAACUCCAUAUUCCAACCAUUGUGCUGAUAUCAAUAUUUAUGUGCGUCGGUGUAUUCGGAAAUAUAUUAGUGUUAAUUAUCUACACGAAUUACAAGUCAUCUACUUACAAAAGUUUUAUUAUUUGGCUUGGAUGGAUGGAUUUACUGGCGUGUUUGGUGGGCAAGCCGGCACUCAUCAUCAGCAUGUUAUAUCCGUAUAUAUCGCCGUCAGAGAUCCUCUGUAGAUGGUCAAGGUCUCUCCAUGUGUUUGUUAGCGUUAGUGCCGCCUUGAUAUUUUUAGCAAUUUCUUAUGAAAGAUACAAAAAGAUCUGUUUUAUGGAUAUGCACCAACUGAGUUACAAAAGAGUCAACAUUAUAUGUCUUGUGGCAGCAAUAUCAGCAUGUAUAGUGGCCGUUCCCGCACUGUUUAUUUUUGGGGACGCGGAUGUAGACACCGGAAUACAAAAUAUCACUGGUGUGGAAUGUUUUAUUGACCAGAAGUAUAAAACUUCGUAUUUCCCGAAACUGUACUUUCUUUUUCAACUUUUACUCUGCUUAAUUUCGUUUUUCACGAUGUGUAUAUUCUACUUCCGGAUAUGGAGGACAUUACGAUGGCAUCGAACGUUCGUUCACGAACACACAUAUAUACCAAGUACACACGGAUGUAACGGUCCACAGCAUAAUGGAGACAACAAAUCAAGCUCCAAGAAUUUUCUCAUGACAAAAUUAAGAAAGGGAGACGAUAAAGACGCUUUAGAAGAAGUGGCAAAAGUAGAGACAAGAAACACACAAGAACAGUUAGAGACAGGUGCAACAAACACUGCUGAAUUUUCUGCUGUAGGAAAUUAUGAUUUGAAAGAUUCUCAGGAAAACCUUCAUAAAUCGCAAAGAAGCUUACUGUCAUCACAGGCAAACGAAAGGUACAUACAGGAUCAAAAUAGGCAUACAAAAGAAAUAACUAAAAUGUUGUUUAUUGUAACAGUGGUGUUUAUUUUAGCUUUUCUGCCUCACCUUGUACUCAUGUUAAUGAACGCUGUACGACCGCAGACUUUGAGGGAACUGUCACCUGCAGGCGUUGUUGUUUACACGUUUUUCCUGAGAACCUUUGUCAUCAAUAAUAUGGCAAAUCCUAUCGUGUACUUUGUUUGUCUUGGAACAUUUCGCUCUAUGUGCUUUGAUAAAUUCAGCAAAAUAUGCCGAUGCUUUAAGAACACAAACAACGGAACUGGGAAAUAAUAUUUAACUGCAAAAUCAGCACGAGGCUUUAGCGACGCUGAUAAAACAAAGGCUGCAAUAAUGUAUAACGAGAAACAAUAUUGACAUUAAUUAUAAACUGUGCAAUGUUUUAACAUACUCAAUCUUUCGUGUGCAAUAUUUGUAUAUGUCCAAUAAAAUGUGUUUUAUUU